Cyprinus carpio (common carp) is the source of this 1439-nucleotide messenger RNA. RefSeq names its product retinol dehydrogenase 11-like. Lineage: Eukaryota; Metazoa; Chordata; Actinopteri; Cypriniformes; Cyprinidae. The record is from RefSeq and is a predicted model, not a curated record.
CAUUCCCUGGGAUCACAGCUGUAGAUGUUUGAGUGGGAGGCUGAACACAUUCACACAGACUGAGACAGACAGCAGGAGAGAAGCAGGCAGUUUCAGGAUGCAUAUGAUCGUGGUUAUCACGGCUGGUUUAGGGGUGGUCGCGCUGAUUUUAAGGUUGUUUUCUACUCAGAUCAGAAAGUAUGCAGCAGGAGGAGUGUGUCGAUCCACAGCACGGUUAGAUGGAAAAGUUGUCUUGAUCACUGGAGCAAACUCAGGAAUCGGGAAGGAAACAGCUUUGGAUUUGGCCUUUCGAGGUGCACGUGUGAUUCUGGCUUGUCGUGAUGUGGAGAAGGGCGAAGAGGCGGCCACAGAGAUCCGUACACGAGUAGGUGGAGCUAAAGUGGAGGUGAGGGAACUGGACCUGGCCGACACCUGCUCCAUCCGAGCCUUCGCUCAGAGAUUCCUGCGAGAGGUUGAUCACCUGCACAUACUCAUCAAUAAUGCCGGUAUCAUGAUGUGUCCUUAUAUGAAGACGGCCGAUGGCUUUGAGAUGCAUAUUGGGGUCAAUCAUCUUGGCCACUUCCUGCUCACAUACCUCCUCAUUGGUCUGCUGAAGCGUAGCGCUCCAUCACGGAUCGUGGUUGUUUCUUCCCUGGCACAUAAUUUCGGCUGGAUUAGAUUCCACGACCUGCACAGUCAGGGCAGCUACCACAGCGGCCUUGCCUACUGCCAGAGCAAGUUGGCUAACGUGCUUUUCACACGCGAGUUAGCACGCAGGCUUCACGGGUCAAAUGUGACGGUGAACUCUGUGCACCCGGGGACGGUGAGGUCAGAGCUGUUGCGUCAUUCUACUGUGAUGUCGCUGCUGUUUGCCUUCUUCUCCGUGUUCCUGAAGACCCCAAAGGAAGGAGCUCAGACAUCUGCCUACUGCGCCGUCACUGAGGAGCUCCAGUCAGUCUCAGGCAAACAUUUCAGUGAUUGUGCCCCUGCUUUUGUGGCCCCUCAGGGACGAAAUGAGGAGACGGCACGGAAACUGUGGGAUGUAAGCUGUGAAUUAUUAGGCAUUGAGUGGGACUGAAACAUUCAUUUGACCCGUUUUAUUUCUCUUCUGUUUUUUCCCCAUUUCAUUUUCAGAGAUCUGACUUAUCUUACUUGAUUUUAAGACACUUUCCCAAAUCUUUGCUUUCAGUAGCACAGCCCACCUUGUUCUCUGCUAAUUUUUAUGCUAUCACGAGCAAGCAUGUUUCUUUUGCUCUAGAACAAAUCUGUGAAGCAUUUUAAAUUCACAGUUUUGCACUGUUUUAUUCUGUUUGUAUUUGAAAUGCUGCUUUAACUCCCAUCUCAGUAUUGUCACAUGAAGCUGCAUAUUGAAGUCUUUUAUACAGAUGUGCUUUUAUCUACUGUGGUACAUUCAUGAAUAAAUGAAUAUUUAAAUAUAUACAGUAAAAACAAAAAAAGUA